CUCGUGCCCUCAUUUGUAUUGCUUGGUGUCCUUCUGGAGUUUCAAAUCUUUUGGUCUGUCAGAGCCGUUCCCUAUUGUUGUUCAUUGCAAUUGAGCAUUUAUUCAUGUUCAUGCUAAGACAUGCCUCCCGGGGCGUGGCCCACAAACUCUCUGCAUUUCCACCACGCCGCUCGAUAGGAAGCGUGAGUGCAAUCGAUUCUGCGGUUUUCAGAACUUUGUUUGGAACGGACGAGAUCCGUAAAGUCUUCGACGACAAGGCUUAUCUAAAUCGAUGUGUGGACGCAGAGACGGCACUGGCGAGAGCGCAAUCGAAAUGCAAUGUUAUUCCCUCACACAUCGGCGAGAUUGUGACGUCCAAGUCAAAUGGCACACAGCUAGAUUUCAACAGACUUCGUCAAGAGACUGAAAUUGUUGGAUAUCCCAUCCUCCCGCUGGUGCGACAACUAUCAGCUUCGUGUGGCGAAGAGGCUGGUCGAUAUGUGCAUUGGGGGGCUACGACACAAGAUAUCAUGGAUCUCGCGAGUAUUCUUCAAAUGAAGCAAGGACUGGAGAUCGUCGAGACUACGCUUCGCUCCGUUAUCACAAACCUCGAAUACCUAGCAAGAAAACAUAGAGAUACACCAAUGGCCGGCCGAACUCAUCUCCAGCAUGCAUUGCCGAUCACAUUUGGUCACAAGUGUGCGGUGUACCUGUCCGGAUUUCAACGCCACUUAGAACGCCUUGAACAGCUCAAGCCCCGUGCACUGAUGGUCCAAUUUGGAGGUGCAGCUGGUUCCUUGGCUUCUUUGGGGUCUGGAGAUGAUGGCAUCCGCGUUCGCAAAGAAAUGGCCAAAGAUCUUGGCUUGAGUGAUCCCCCGAUCACCUGGCAUGUUGCACGAGAUGGCGUUGCUGAGAUCGUGAACUAUCUAGCUCUUGUUGGCGGCAGUUUGGGCAAGCUGGCACUUGACAUUAUUAUCAUGUCUUCCAACGAGCUCUCUGAAGUAUCCGAGCCGUUCGUUCCACAUCGAGGAGCUUCUUCGACGAUGCCACAGAAGCGGAAUCCAAUCUCGAGCGAAGUCAUUCUAGCUGCUUCGAAAAUCCUCAGGUCAAAUGCUGGGUUGGUCCUGGAUGGUAUGGUCUCUGAUUUCGAACGUGCUUCCGGCCCAUGGCAUUUGGAAUGGGUUGCUGUCCCAGAGAGCUUCGUUAUCGCAGUUGGAGCGCUGAAUCAGGCCGAGUUUGCUCUAUCUGGUCUUGUUGUGAAUCCCAAGCAGAUGCUCGACAAUCUCUACUCUACGCGAGGACUAAUUGUAGCCGAAGCAGUCAUGAUGGGGCUAGCUCCACAUGUAGGACGACAAAAAGCUCACGACAUUGUAUAUGAAGCAUGCAAAGAAAGCAUUGAGAGCGACACGAGCUUAUUGGAAGCUCUGCUGAAGAGGGACGAUGUCACCGGGAAGAUAUCGAAUGAGGCACUAAGCUCGCUGUGCGACGCGAAAAACUAUCUGGGGUCGUGCGGUCUUAUGGUGGACGAAGUUCUCGCCGCGUCGAAAUAGUCAGCCUUCCUGUCAUCUUUCAGCACCGGAAUCUCAUUCGGG
Messenger RNA from Lindgomyces ingoldianus, 1571 nucleotides. Its product is annotated as L-Aspartase-like protein. Gene Ontology annotation, molecular function: catalytic activity. The transcript has a single exon. Lineage: Eukaryota; Fungi; Ascomycota; Dothideomycetes; Pleosporales; Lindgomycetaceae. The coding region runs from base 105 to 1529 and encodes 474 amino acids. The record is from RefSeq and is a predicted model, not a curated record.